AUGUCUGAUGAGCACCUGAUCACCACUUCAGACCUUAUAAGCAAGACCCCUGAUAUGGCUUUCAGCCAAGACUUUCAGUCUUCCUGCAGCAAGAGCCCCACCACGCGGAAGCUUUCAUCUUCCCAUACUGAUGAUGCCUUCUUCCGUGGAUUGAAAUCUUCCUUCACUCCAAAUUCGAUUGCGAAUGAUGAUCUGGAGCCUACGCCCUUAGUGUUAGAGGUCGAGCCAACGCCCUUCAAAGCCGGGACUUCUCUGCAGCUGGCGUCGUCUGAAAGUCCCAUCGAUUCCGCCACCCGUGAUGGGACCAUGGUGUUCAAGCUGUCGCCUUCGAAUUCUUCCACGACGCCAAAUGAACUUCAUCAAGACAUGCCAUGGAACGAGCUCGUUACCUUCGUAGAGACGAGCCUCGACUCUCCUUCCAAAACUGGCAAACGCGCCAUGCCGCCACCACUUGCCGAGGUGAAAGCGUACGGCAACCAGGCCACGAAGCGCCGCCGCACCGUGUCUAAUGCCAAUAUGAACAAGACACCACGAUUGAGACCACAUCAAGAUGUUCUCUGGCAAGAGCACUUCAGUUCCCUGAUCAAGUUUAUUAAAGAGCAUGGUCAUUGCCAUGUCCACUACACUUGUGGACACAGUCCAGGUUUGUCCAAGUGGGUUCAGCGUCAAAGGUACCAGUACAAACUCAAGACGGCUGGAAAGAAAACUACCAUGACUGAUGAACGCCAGCAUAAAUUGGAAGAAGUGGGCUUUGUCUGGGACUCUCAUGCUGCGACGUGGGAACAGCGCCUCAAUGAGCUUGCAGAAUACAAAAAGGAACAUGGCGAUUGUAGAGUUCCAUCAACCUAUCCACAAAAUCCACAGUUGGCAAUGUGGGUAAAAAGUCAGAGACGCCAAUUCAAACUUUAUCGAGAAGGUUUAAAUUCUAACCUCUCUGAAGAGAGGCUACAGUCUUUGAACGAAUUGGGCUUCACAUGGGAACUGAGAAGCGUCAAUGACAUUAGCGAUCGCUAUUUUUGA
Molecule: messenger RNA, 1020 nt
Organism: Cylindrotheca closterium
Lineage: Eukaryota; Bacillariophyta; Bacillariophyceae; Bacillariales; Bacillariaceae
Source: the annotation of a GenBank genome assembly